Messenger RNA from Setaria italica (foxtail millet), 417 nucleotides. RefSeq lists its product as uncharacterized. The coding region runs from base 1 to 417 and encodes 138 amino acids. The record is from RefSeq and is a predicted model, not a curated record. Lineage: Eukaryota; Viridiplantae; Streptophyta; Magnoliopsida; Poales; Poaceae. The transcript has a single exon.
AUGCCCGCCAACUACCGCACAAAGCACCUCACCUUUGAGGUGGCCAAUUUCAAAACUUCCUACCAUGCCAUCUUUGGCAGGACCAUGCUGGCAAGGUUUAUGGUGAUCCCGCAUCACACCUACCUCAUCCUCAAGAUGCCAGCUCCAAACGGUGUCAUAUCCAUCUAUGGCGAUGUCGAGACAUCGUACAAGUGUGACACCGAGCUGGUACAACUAGAUAAAGCCCUGGAGUACUCAGUCCAAGGCACCGCCAUGGUCACCGAGGCGCAGAAGGUGGACAAGGACCUGCUCACAAUCCUAGAGACAGAGCUAAUGCCCAGAGCGCUACAGCCUGACCUCGAGGUCAAGAAGAUCUACCUCAGCCUGGAAGACCUAACCAAGACGACCCUUAUAGGGUCCGACCUGUUCGCCAAAUAG